UUUAGUGUGUAACUUUGUCAGUCAUGAGAAAUGUCUGUUCUACAUUACAACAGCGUGCCACUUUCUUGCCAGCACUCUCAUCAAGGUCAGUAAACCCACUGAAUGUCAAGAAACAUUACACGGCAGAAAAUGAAAAAUUUGCAUUUCAAUGUUUUAGGAUCCUGUCGGCCACCAGUGGUCUCCUUCAAGUUCUUUGAGACGAAAAUUUUGUAAUGUUUGUCGAAAAUUAUUGAAUGACUCGUCUGACUACAGUUGUGAAGGUAAGUUAGCUCUGUGUGCUGAAAAACAAUAGAACUAACCUCCUCUCAAAUAACCCUCUCACCUAAUACAAUAAGCCCUCUCUCCAAUAACCCCUCUCUCCAAUAAUCCCUCUCCAAUAACCCCCUCUCCAAUAAUCCCUCUCCAACAAGCUCCCUUUCGAAUAAACUCCCCUCUCCAAUAACCCCCUCUCCAAUAACCCCUCUCCAACAAGCUCCCUUUCGAAUAAACUCCCCUCUCCAAUAAACCCCUCUCCAAUAACCCCUCUCCAACAAGCUCCCUUUCGAAUAAAUUCCCCUCUCCAAUAACCCCUCUCCAACAAGCUCCCUUUCGAAUAAACUCCCCUCUCCAAUAACCCCUCUCCAACAAGCUGCAUUUCCAAUAAAUUCCCCUCUCCAAUAAGCUUCCACCUCCACCAACCCCCUUUCCAAUAUGCGCCCUCACUGUGGACGUAAUAGUGCAUGUGAUUUCUUCCUUGAAUGAAUCUCUAACUUGACGAUGUUCUUCACAUAGUGUGUGAAUAUUAUGUUCAUAAGAGCUGCAAGGACUCUGCCAUCAACAGUUGCAAAAGAAGUGCAACUUACAAUCUCAAGCAAAAGAAGGUAAUUAUUUUGAGAUGCUUUGAAAUGACCAUAAUGAACAAUUUCUAGUGGAAUAACUUCUCAUACAAACCUUUAUGAUUAGCAUUUCUAUAGCCCAAAUUUGCAUGUGGGUAUGCCGAUCAAAUGCGCUUUACAUCAAGUAUUACGCUUACCGAAUUACAUAUUUUGCCCAGACUAUUUUAUCUUUACAACAAUUGUGAUAUUACUUUCUUAACUGUGUUUAUCCUAACCCACCCUGUCAACUUUCCCUGUUGGAGGAAACCGGAGCACCCGGCGAAAACCCACAACUUUCGACAGGGCGUUGACAGACUCUUUUCACAUGAGUCCUGAGUCUGUAGCGAUCGAGAAUCAAACAACACAAUCUGAGAAGUUGGAGGCGCUUGCUCAGAUGAACCCCCAACCUGCAGUUUAACAAGAAAUGUGAAUUUCUGGAUAUUUCAGGGUGAAAAUGAACAUCAUUGGCAGGAGGGAAAUCUCCCCUCAGGAUCAAAAUGUUUUCUGUGUAAAAAGUCGUGUAGCACGUCUGAGUGUUUGGCCAGCGUCAAGUGCAAGUGGUGUCCAACUACAGUAAGUAAACACACACAUAAUUUUCAAUUUCAAUCCUCUCAUGGAGUAUUUGUUGUUAAUGUUGAACCAAAGUGACAUAAAGAUUAUUACUGUAUUAUUCCAGGCUCAUUCAGGAUGUUAUGGUCACGUAACGAAGCAAUGUGAUUAUGGUGACUUCAACCACCUCAUGUUACCACCCUCUGCAGUAUCUCUUCCCAACCUUGCUCUCUGGAGGAGAAUGUCCAAUGAAGUUCAAAAAAAUUGUAAGUAGCACUGUCCUUGCAUGUACACUACUGUCCCUCGUGCCAAUCUAGCAGUUGUGGUUUAUGCAAGCUGAAAAGAUUAAAUCUUGAGCUGUGUUUGCCAGUGUAGGUAGUGGCAAUAAAAUGAAGAAGCUUUCGUUGAUAAGAAUGCAACUUAUAUAUUUUCAUGUAGUUGCAUUGCUACCAACGGAAGCUUGUUCAUGAAAAGAUUAAAGGCCUGAUUUCCCGCUUCAAUCCUCUCGUAGUGUAACAUUUUCUUUUGUGUCCAAGUCAUCAGUUGCACUCUAAGAAAUACGCUAAGCUUCGCUACGAUAUGGUUGUAGUGGAAAACAGGUGAAGAUUCUUUGACACGAAGUUGUAUGUUGAAGUAGAGUGACUUUGUUCAAAGAUAACUCAUGGCAUCUCACUACAAAUUUUGUUCAUUGUUUUCUAGUUGAAAACAUGCAUCUGGAAAGCUCUGAUGAAGUUUUACUCAGUGAACAUAUUGAUUCAGAAGAUGAGUUUUUGGUUGAUUCACCAGGUGAUUCAGGUAAGCUUGUUUAAUAAUGCUUUUGGGAAAAGGAAAUUGAAACUUUCUAACAUUAAUAAACUAUUCUCUGUAGUUCACAGUUCUGACGCGACAAACUCGAUCAAAGUUUACGAUGGAAAACUUGACAACCCACGGUUGUACAAAGUCGUUCAUGCGUCAAGGACGACUAAAGCCUCGCAAGUCUUGGUAAGAAUAUUGCGGCAACCACUCAUUAUUUUAGUUCAAUACAAAACAAUAGUAACUCUAAGAACGGUAAACAUUUUGAAAAGUGUUUAUUCGAUAUUUCUGCUGGAUUUUAGUCAUUAGGAAUGCUAGUCAAAACGUAGAAUGAACACGUUUCGAAAUGUUGACCGUUUCGAAGCUAUAGUAUCAUUGUUUUGCAUUUAACUUGGUGAGAGUUGUCUUGUUGUAUCAAGGUUUCUAUUCCAGGUUUCCAGUCCAGGUCUUCAUUUCGUCGCAUGAAUUGUGACAGACAAAGAACCUUUGCUUGAAACGUUGAAGUGUUUUCAAUGAGGAAGUUCGCAUACAACUCCCUACACUUGAAAAAUACAAAAAGAACUUUGACGUACAUCUGGCCCUUCGUGUGGAAAGUAUGCCUUCGCUCGAAACAUCGAAGUUCCUUUUCUAUUUUUCUUGUAGUUCCAUUACAUACAGAGCUUGUAUUCUCUGUUCUUAUAAUCUUCCAUUGUCUGCGUCAGUGUAGGAGUGUUAAUAACAAUAAAUAGGGAGUGUUAAUAACAGUGUUAAUAACAGCACUUUCAAAAAGCAAAUUAAACUAGAGGGCACUCAGAGACUGCAUACCUCCGCCCCCAUUGAAUUUCGCUCGUAUGAAAUGCAACUAAGGCAAUAGAUAAUGAAGGCUGAAGCUCAAUGAGGUUUAUCUCAUUAUUGUCUUAGUACUGCGUGCAUACAUUAUACACGUCCUAAUUACGCAUUCAGUGAGUUUUUUUUAAUUGACCGGGAAAAGCAAGACAAAAUUUUGUUCAUUUCUCGUUCAAUUUUUAACCAAAUUCGACCAAAUUUUAAUCAGUUCUUCCUUAGCCGAUGGGAAAUGCAUUCAAAAAUUUCGUAUGAAUAUGUUUGGUAUUUCUUGAGUUGUCGUGCUCACAGACAUACGCACACACACACACACACAUAUACAAGCCCAGAUGAUUACAUAACCUCCUGGCGGAGGUAACAAUAUUUUUUACUAUACAAUGUAUAAGACAUGCCAUAAAACAUUCUGCUAUAUGACAAAAUUAAUAGUAUAUUGUAGUCUAAUUCUUAUAAGAACCCAAAUACAUCUACAAUAUUGGUAUUCACUUCUAUAAUAAGAACAAUUUCUCUUCUCUUUCUCUCUUGUAAAUAUUCACUUCUAUAAUAAGAACAAUUUCUCUUCUCUUUCUCUCUUGUAAAUAUUCACUUCUAUAUAAUAAGAACAAUUUCUCUUCUUUUUUUCUCUUGUAAAUAUGUAUAUAUAUUCCUUUAAUAUUGUGAUUGACUGUAAAUAAUUUAUUACAUACAAGAGUGGGUAGUAGCGAAGUAGUUGUAGUUCGCUACUGUAGCGAACUACAAUUUUCAAGUAGCCAGUAGUUUUUGACUACAUUUUUAAAACAGUAGCUGUAGUUAUAGCGAACUACAUUUUGCCUAAAAGUAGCCAAGUAGUUGACUACUUUUCAAAGAGCAAAUCGCUAUUCGCUACUUUUAAAAAUUGUUAACAACUUGAUAGAAUAGCAUGAUAUUGAGAUACGGUUUGCUUAAAAUCGAUACUCAAUAGUCAAUUUGCACUCCUGAGCACUGUAGUGAUUACAAAAAUGUUGCUUUGUGUUUACUGUUGCUACUCGUAAGUCUAUUUGUUACAGAUUACAUUACAGUCUGAGUUAAUAGUAUAGAUGCUCCAAAUACAGUAAAACUAAAAAAUAUAGCGUAGGCGUAGCGAAAUAGCGAAAUAGUUCGCUGCAUUUUUUAAGCAGUAGCUAUAGUCAGUAGCGAACUACCUUUGUUCAAAAGUAGCAGUAGUUGUAGCUGACUACAUAUUUUUGAAGUAGCUGUAGUUAUAGCGAACUACAAAAAUUUUGUAGUCAACCCACCCUUGAUUACAUAAUAUAAUACAAACUAGCAUAACUAGAGACCUAAAUAAAAAGUCUACUAAGAUUUCUAGUAGGUCUCUAGCCCGCAUUCUACAAUUAUUGUAAAUAUACUACACAUAAAUUUGUUGUACAUGGGGAAAAUUUUUAAAAUAAAAAAAUAAAAAGCGUUCGUUGGUAGGGAUACAACUGCCUGAAAAGGAGAGAUUCAAAUUCGUGUUUUUCAUGGAUCCCCACCAACGAAAGCUUGUUUGUCUUCUCUGCUACCUACAUUUGAUGUUUGAGAUGUGAUGUUUGUUUUUUAGCGAGAAGCGUUGAGACUUUAUCAAAUCACAGAUGACCCAGACAACUAUUACCUCACAAAAACACUUGACCAAUGUAAGUAAAUAUAGAUAUCAAUAUUACGGUCUGCUACUUCUUUGUUUUCAGCCAUGUACCACGUAGGAACACGGAACUCUUGCUGUCUGCGUAUUUACAUUUUGCUUGUACGAGAUGACCUUUCUAAGCCCUGGUCUGAUAACACUAAAGAAUGUUGUUUGUUUGUACAAUAUAUGCAAUUAUUGUGCUUCUUGUUGUAACUAUAGUAUUUUCAAGAAACAGAAAGCUGUACUUUAUGAACUUUUAUCUUAAAGGCACAGUUCAGCCUUUUGAAUGAUGGUUUUUAAGGCGCAUUACAAACCUUUUAAUUAAAACAAACUAACUAGGAAAACCAAUGAAGCAUAAUCCAAAAUCAGUGAACUCGAUGUUUUUAACAAUAAAAAUGUUUAAAAAUGUUAAAAACAUUGAAAUCACUGAUCUUCAAUUAUGCUUAAUUGAUUUUCCUAGUUAGUUUUUUGAACUUUUUUCAAUUAAAGGGUUUGUAAUGCGCCUUAAAAACCAUCAUUCAAAAGGCUGACCUUUGCCUUUAAUGACUAAAUACACAUUGAGGACUGAGUUUGUACCAUUGACGAACCAGGACGACUAAAAUCGUGAAUAAUCUCACCCUGUACGCUUUCAUUCUUUGCCACUUUCACGAUAGACUACCGUCAUUGUUGACUGAGAAAAACACGUCUCAUAAAAUGUACAUUUAGAAGCCAUCUUUGCAUACUCGUGUAUUUGUUCUUUGUAGCGAGUGAAAGAACAUUAGAUGCACAUGAGAUGCCGUUACAGUUUGGAAAUCGUAAUAAAAAGACGAUGAUAUUUCUGAGAAUAAAGGUAAGUUUAGUGAUAUUAAAUAUGAAUUCUCACACUGGGUUGUCGUGUAGUUUAUUAACAUAAGUUUUUAUACACGUCGUUAACAUACUAGACCUAGUAACCCUAACCAAUGUCUCGAACCCCUAAACUACCAUCGAGGCGCAUGCCCAUAUAGCACCUCGCCCUGGGCCCCCGAUGCAUCUGGAGGACAAAUUAGCAAUCUAUGCAUGAUAUAACUUUUGUAAACAAAGCAAAUUUUGUAACUUUUUGUAUCAAAAUGUAUCAUAAUUUUGUAUUAAAAUGGUUAAUUUUUGCGCUGUAUGUGGUUGUUGUACCCGAACAGAUAUUGUUAGGGAGCAUCUGGAGGACACUCUAAGGAUUUGUGACGUCAGUGCAAUGGGUCUAUAGAAUUAAUAUUUGUGCUAGAGUUUAAAAUAUUCAAUUCGUUUAUUUAAAUAUUCAACUUUGCAGAAUGCAGAGAAAAGUGGAAAUAUUCGUGUGUAUUUAGCAAUAGAGAGGUCAGUCUGUUUGUGUCUAUAUAAUAUAGUCUAUUUAGCAAUAGAGAGGUCAGUCUGAUUGAGUCUAUAUAAUAUUGUCAUUCAUUAUUAAAUAAUGCUCAUUCCUAACAAGGAAGAAAAUUUGUUCACCAUUUCGCCACCAAUCUAUCAAAUAUUACAUUUCUAGAGACGGCUCAUCUUUUAAGACGAUAAAAGUUCAAUAUGCCACGAAUGUUGCUGACGUCAUUAAGAACGCAUUAAUUAAAUUUUGUUUAGAGGUAAGAAAGUUGAGUGGAGCUCGUUUUACCUUCACAUGCAUCUGCAAGGGACUUAUGUUUAAUUUUUGAAAUAGGACAGAAGGCCUGAAGAUUUUUCACUUGUUAUGACACACUUGUUUGAUGGAGGUACGUUAUUCUCAUUGUUCACUUUCUAAGCACACUUAUUAUUAGCAUGACAAAAUUACUGGAUGCUGAUUGGUUGAGAGGAGUACAAUUAUUUCAUUAAUUGCACUGCAGUACAAUUAAUGAUUUUCCCAAAACAAAAACAAAAUGGCGGAAAGGUAUUUUAAACACAAAAGUGAAAUGAAAUUGCCCUAGAGGAACUAGAUGAAAAUACCAACAAAAACACCAAAUUUUGCUUGAACAAAAGAACAAAUUAAAAUACAAACAAAAGCACCAAAUUUUGGUUGAAAGUCUGGCAGGACUGGGCUUUGGCGAGAGAAUAUGAUGUUGAUAUUGAGAAGUACGUAACCAAUUUUGUCAUGCUAAUAAUAAACUCGUGAUGUUUGGAAAUUUGCCAAAUUAGACUCGCCCCGGUGGCUCGUCCAAUUUUGGCAAAAUUUCCAAACAUCACUCGUACUUAUUAAUCCCUAAUUGUACUCGCCAUCGCAUGAUUACCUAUACUAAACCACUGAUUUUGUAUUUUAUUAUUUAGUUCGAGAACGUGCUAUGCAGACUGAUGAAUGCCCUUGGAAAAUUUUAACGGAAAUGAAGAGGGUAUCUUAUAUUUUCAUUUUUCCUUCGUCUUCCCGUCACUUGUUUCAGUGGGUGGAGUUUGAAAGCAGUUUCGUUUUCUUUCCAUUCACAACUGCUACUUUAUUUUCAGAGGUCAAUUCGUGAGAUGAAAUUCCCGUCACUUGUUUCACUGGGCGGAGUUUGAAAGCAGUUUCAUUUUGUUUCCAUUCACAACUCGUACUUUAUUUUCAGAGGUCAAUUCGUGAGAUGAAAUUCCCGUAACUUGUUUCAGUGGGUGGAGUUUGAAAGCAGUUUCGUUUUCUUUCCAUUCACAAGUGCUACUUUAUUUUCAGAGGUCAAUUCGUGAGAUGAAAUUCCCGUAACUUGUUUCACUGGGUGGAGUUUGAAAGCAGUUUCGUUUUCUUUCCAUUCACAACUGCUACUUUAUUUUCAGAGGUCAAUUCGUGAGAUGAAAUUCCCGUAACUUGUUUCACUGGGUGGAAUUUGAAAGCAGUUUCGUUUUCUUUUCAUUCACAAGUGCUACUUUAUUUUCAGAGGUCAAUUCGUGAGAUGAAAUUCCCGUAACUUGUUUCAGUGGGUGGAGUUUGAAAGCAGUUUCGUUUUCUUUCCAUUCACAACUGCUACUUUAUUUUCAGAGGUCAAUUCGUGAGAUGAAAUUCACCCGAUUCUACCUACGCCCAAUAUACGAGCCUGCAAGCAAUGUUAUACUUUGUGUCAGCAAUCUCCCAAUGAUGUUAAAGGAAGAUACAUAUCACAGUUUCCUCAAGGAACAUAUACAACAUGGUAAGGCACUCAUUGCAAGGGCUUCUAGUCCUUUCAAUUUGGUGAGGAACCCCCUCGAAAUACAGGAGACAAGCAAGCUAACUCCACGUAGUAGCACAUCAGCUCAGAGAAAGGUUCAGGUUUGAUUUCCGUUAUCUGUAAGGGACCAUUAACCAAUCAGAUGCGUUUGGUAUAUUUGAUUAACCAAUCAGAUGCGUUUGAUAUAUUUGAUUAACCAAUCAGAUGCGUUUGAUAUAUUUGAUUAACCAAUCAGAUGCGUUUGAUAUAUUUGAUUAUCCAAUCAGAUGAUAGUUAGGCAGUGCGAGGUACCACUGAACCUCUCGAAAACCUCGACCUACAGUCGUAGACGAUAAGACGCGCUAACCAGCCUUGCUUUCAUUGAAAAUCAGCUCUAACUUACUUUCAAUUCAAUUUUUAUUUCAGGCAAUUUCGCAGUAGAUGUCUUGUAUCCAUGUUCUGGUAAGUGCAGAAAGAUUUUUCUAACACGAGUCUUCGUGCAAUGAUGUCUCAUUAUUUCUUCCUAGGUACGGCAUUCUUAUCAUUUGAGACCGCUGACUUGGCAUCAAAAGCGAUGAAUGAACUAAAAACUGCGACAUUGAGUGGCAAGAGUUUGUUUGUUAAACUCAUACCAAACAUUCACGUAUGUCUCUUUUGUCUUUAAUUUACUGUAUGCGAUUACGAUUAACACAAAUGUGCUUUACAUCAAGUAGUACGCUUACAUACUGGCUAGACUAAGUACGAUCCUCUAGUUGAUCUUUACAACAGUGGACGACUUGCGCUUUAGAAAAAAAUUUAAUCUGGGAAUAACAAAGGAUAUUUUCGGAAAGAAGUUAUCAAAAUUAGAAAAACUGCAAAGUUUGGUUGCGAAAUGUUGUAAAAUACGGAAAAUAUAGCCCUGCGAAGUUGGCAAAUUUGUAUACAUUUCUAUUACGUGCGGAAAUUGGUAACUAAUUUAGUUACCAAUUCACGCACGUAAUACAAGAGUAUACAAAUUUGCCAACUUUGAAGGCCUAUAUUUUCCGUAUUUUACAACAUUUCGCAACCAAACUUUGUAAUAUUACUAAUUCCAAGACGCUCUUUCUAGCUGUGGUGAUAGAUUUCGUUGUUCUUACUUAGAUUAAAAUUUAGUCUAAAGCGCAAGUCGUCCAUUGUGAUAUUACUUAACUGUGUUUAUCCUAACCUCAGUUAAAAAAGCAAGUGGACGAAUGUACAUUAUGAGAGUUUGCAAAUACUAUGGACUAUCAAUUAAACAAUUAGAUCUGCUGUUUGAUAGCCUAAUUAUGUCGAUAUUCACUUUUGCUAUUGAGCUGUGGGGUUGUGCAUACGACGGUAAAUAUUUGAACCAAAUAGAUAAAUUCAUUAAACGUGCACAUAAGAAUGGUUAUAUAUCAAAACGAACACACAUUAAAGAAAUACGUGAUAAGAGAGAUAUGAAACUGUGGAACAAAAUAACAUCAACUGAGGACAAUGCAUUGCUUGAACUGCUGCCGGAAAAAAGAAGUAGGUUACUUAGGCCUAGAGGGCAUGAGUAUGAACUCCCCCUAGUGAGAACAGAAAGAUUCAAAAGGUCGUUCAUAAAUCGUUGUCUGUAUAACUUUGUUUAGACUUUAAUCUAUUUAGACUUUAAUCUAUUAAAAACUUUUUAAAACUUUUUACGCUUCUUAACUUACAAUUGUAAAUAUAACUAGAUCAAUUACCUUUCGAUUGUAAACUCAGACGGAUGUAUCUGAGUAUUUUAAUAAAGACUAUUAUUAUUAUUAUUAUUAUUAUUAUUAUUAUAACCGAGCCUGUCUUUGUUUCUUCAUUCUAGACUGAAGCGCUGAGUGACAAGAGCAUUCCUCUGCUGGUGUUGGUGAAUGUUCGCAGUGGAGGUGGUCAAGGCAAUGAGUUGUUGUUUGAUUUUCAGAAAUUACUCAACCCUCAUCAAGUGCAUUCAUUAUCUGAGGGUGGUCCUUUGCCCGGGUAAGGACAAACAUGCGCAAUUGAGGGAUGUAGUUUAAUUUUCUUGCUCGCUGAAUGAUCUCUAGUGGAAGUUGACAGAUAUUUCUUUUAGUUUGUACGCAUUUCGUAAACUCCAAUCAUUCCGUAUCUUGGUUUGUGGAGGUGAUGGUACAGUUGGUUGGGUGUUGUCAUCCAUUGAUGAAUGUUGUAAAGAUCUGGCGUGUCGUGAUCCUCCUGUCGCUAUCCUACCUCUGGGAACAGGUUGGUAUAACAUGAAGUACACUGUACCUUACGCAGGGCAAAAUUUUCUCCGGGUGGGUCAGGACGUAAAUCGAUCAUAUGUUGGGGGGGGGGGGGUGAUCUCAGGUAAGCAAUCUUGCAUCACAAAAUGGGCCUUGCUUUCGGGGUCCUUUUUAUCUGUGGGCCCGGGACAAAGUGCCCCCCCCCCGGCGGCCCUACCUUAACGUAUAUAUAGGAUUGUGGUGACGUAUACAUUCUGUGUUGUUAGGUAAUGAUUUAUCUCGUGUGUUACGUUGGGGUGCUGGCUACACAGGUAGUGAAGAUACCUCAGCAUUACUCAUGUCUGUUGAUCAAGCUGAUGUAACAUCUUUGGAUAGGUAAUUGUUACUGUAUUGGCGAAAAUUACAAAUUUAGUUUCUCGUGCUUCUCAGGUCUUUGCCUAGUACUCCCGUUUCCCUCCUUCGUUGACACAAUUCACCAGUCUGCUACAAGGAACUAACACUCUGUCGUUGAUGUUUAGAUGGUUGAUAAUCUUCGAGUCAUCAGACACAUCGGGUGAGACAUUCACAGCUGGCGUGGACCUGCCCAACAGUUUUGUUAUGAAUAAUUAUUUUGGUAUUGGGAGUGAUGCAGCUGUAGCUUUGGACUUCCAUAACGCGAGAGAGGAAGCACCAGAGAAAUUCACCAGCAGGUAAAAUCUGGUUAACCUUUUUUGAUGGUGUGUGUAAAAGUCUUUCGUUCACGUGUAAGUACCGUGCUUCAACGAGACUGAAACUUGUGUUGAAGUCUUUGAAAUCCCUUACAGGUAAUUGCGUAAAUUUAAGAUCACUCCUGUAGGAAUUUACUGUAUCUUCUCUUGAAGGUUGCACAAUAAAAGUGUUUACUUUCGAGUUGGUCUGAGAAAUAUGGUGAGGAAAUCUAUGGACUUUAAUGAGAAUGUUUCAUUACAGGUGAGAUGAUUUCUUUCAUAUUUCGUCUUUUCCUUUUCCUUGCGAAGUUUUACAAUGAUCAUUGUCACUUUAGAUUGACGACACUGAAGUUGAUCUGCCCACCAUUGAAGGAAUUAUUGUUCUAAAUAUUGCCAGGUAGGAAAUUUCACUUUGGAGAUUCUUGCAUCAAUCUCAGAUUCUCAGCAUUGUUAUUCAUGACAACAUUCUAUCUUGCUGUAGUUGGGGAGCAGGCUGUGAUCCCUGGGGACAAUACAGUGAUGACGUAAGUAUGACGUCACGACGUAAAUGACGUAGUAAUGUGAUGUUAUGUUUCAUUGAUGACGUAUGACAUUGGUAAAUGAUGACGUCACUGAUAUGACGUCAUCUGCACAAUUGACUGAUCUAGUAUUUCCACUUUGUUUUAGAAAUUUUCCACACCCUCGUCUUGUGAUAAUUUACUGGAGGUCAUAGGAGUAACUGGAGUGAUGCAUAUGGUACAGUAUAAAAAACUUGAUGAAUGAAGAUAAAUUCUCAAUUAUUUUUGACAGUAGUAAGUAGUUGUAAUUAUUUUUCUGCAGGGGCAAAUAAAGAGUGGGAUUAGAUCUGGUAUAAGACUUGGUCAAGGUUCCAAGGUAUGGCACAACUAAAUAUUCAAUGAAGACCUCAAGAACUCAUUCAAAUCUCGGCAGUUCAGAUACUUGUCGACUAGUUCCUUCGCGUUAAGUAAGAUGUGUUUUGUUUAUAGAUCAACAUGAGACUCAAGUCAGAACUUCCAGUUCAGGUCGAUGGCGAGCCUUGGUAUCAAGCUCCUGGAAACAUCAUUAUCAGACCUACACUUAGCCAGGUCUCAUUUUCUUUAAAUCUGCAUAUAGUUUCGCGGCACUCACACGCACUAACAACUCUGUCUUGUUUUCACAGGUGAAAAUGUUGACGAGACGUUCUAAAACGAGGUCAACUAAAACAGAAGAGCCCGCCAGAGCUCUCGUGAGUAGUACAUUUUACAGUUUUGAUGAGGGCGGAGCUCUCAUCGGAAGUUCAAGAGACAAAGAUACUGAUAGCAUGUAAGAUAUAGCAACGUAUUCAAAGAGACAUUGUGUGUACGAUGUCUGAACUACAUAUAGAAGAAUCUACCACAAAACAACACAUUUUACAGUUUUAACGAGAGCUGUGCUCUCACAGAAGAUCAUGGUAGCGGCGAUGUCUCAACUACAUACACCAGUGAAGUAUCUGCCACAAUGGACACAUUUUUCUUGAGUGGCGCGUUGAUGUCUUUGUAGCUGAUGACCAGAAUGUGUUAUUCACGAGUCCUGGGUGUGGUUGAACUAUAUCAACGCAAAUGAAAGAUCUCUGGAAGAUCAUAAAGCUUGUCCAAGCCAUCUCAACAUGAUUCAACAUUGUUGAAUGCAGAAGUCUUGGCUCUGUUCCAACAUUCUGAGUUUCUGACUUCUACUACUGCUAUUAUUACAGGACCAUUUUAAAUGCGUUUGAUAUAUCCAAUCAUUAUUAUCUCGCUUGCUCAAGAUCGUCCAGUAUUGAUUCCUAAAAUGUUGGAUUUUGGAGUGGCUUGAAGGAUCUUAAGAUGCAUAGCUUGUACAGGAAUGUUGUGAUGGAUCUGCGCUUGUCUUAACUAUUAUACAUUAAAUCCUGAGCUACAGGACUACAGGGGAAGAAAGGUAAUGGAUUGUACAUGAUGGGUCUGGACACACCAUUGUCGCAGGAACGAUUAUCUGAAUAUAAAGAGUGUGCCACUGGGUAUCUCUGGUUUGAGACCAACACUUUAUUUUAUAGUGUGAGCUACCAUUUUAAGAUGACAAUGAACGGCAUGACAAAUGAAAUAUGUAGCAUAUAAUUCCUAAAUUACUAUUUAUUGUACACAUAUACCAAGUAUAGUGAGUGUGUAAACUUAUGUAUAAUUAUGUAAAUGUCAAGUUAUACAAAUUGCAUUUGACUUCUUUGUGUGUCAACUGAAGGCGUAGAAGAGAUCUAACACCUGGGUAUCAAAUUAAUUCAAUAUGACAAAAAGUAAGCCAAGAAUUUGUAUGUUAAUUUUGUUUAGUUAAUGUAUGAUAAUUUACACGUUAGAAGUCAUUAUAAUAAGUGUUUCUAAUGUUUCUUUUUCCUCAAUUUCUUUUCAGAUUUUUCAGACUUUAUCCUCUCCUCAGCUGCAGACAUUCUCUUAUAGAGCAUAAUGAGCACACCAAGGAUAAUUGCUGGCCAGAUGGCAAAGUUUAUAACCUUUCCAAUGUCAUAACGACCGAGAGAUGAGUCUUUCUCCAAGCCAGCUAGUUCUGUAACAAAUGUCAAUGUCGCAUGUGCUGCAAGAAAAUAAUAAUCAA
This is a messenger RNA of Paramuricea clavata, 13137 nucleotides long. NCBI's taxonomy places the organism in Eukaryota, Metazoa, Cnidaria, Anthozoa, Malacalcyonacea, Plexauridae. The record is from the annotation of a GenBank genome assembly.